Messenger RNA from Drosophila kikkawai, 847 nucleotides. Its product is annotated as mpv17-like protein 2. The record is from RefSeq and is a predicted model, not a curated record. Lineage: Eukaryota; Metazoa; Arthropoda; Insecta; Diptera; Drosophilidae. Gene Ontology annotation, biological process: mitochondrial ribosome assembly; cellular response to reactive oxygen species. Gene Ontology annotation, cellular component: cytoplasm; membrane; mitochondrion.
UAUUUCUUUAAGAAACCCCAUAUUUUAAUGUCAAAAAUGAAGUCAAACCAACAUACGUUUCGAAAUAUAUACAACAUAAAUUCAACCCAACCUAGGGAAUCGAGGAAUGGAUCGCAUGGAGGAGCAGGAUGUUUAGAGUGCGAUGGCAUCGCCUGUUACGUUCGUUUCUUCGGAAAAAAGCCUCACCGGUAGACCACUUCUUGAAGAGAUUUCAAACCAAUCGAAAGCGGCCUGACACCGAAUCGUUCUGGUCGCAGAUGUCCGGAAAGUACCUACUCCUGACCGACACCAUGGGAUCUGGUUUGCUUAUGGGCAUCGGAGACGCUGUCGCCCAGUACUCCGAGCGAUUAGCGGAGAACAAAUCCUUUGAUUAUUCCCGUUCCAGAAGCAUGGUAAUAACCGGCUUGAUGAUAGGGCCAGUACAGCAUGGAUUUUACUGUUUACUGGAUCGGAUAUUUAUUGGCAAUACGGGACUGGUAAUUCUUCAAAAGUUGCUGGCGGAUCAGUUGAUAAUGUCGCCCGUCUAUAUCGGUCUGUUCUUUUACCUUACUAGCUUGCUGGAGGGGCUAAGCAUUAAGGAAACCAAUGCCCAGCUGUCGGAAAAGUUCUUCUAUACCUGGGCCAUCGACUGCUGCUUUUUCCCGGCUUUGCAGUUUCUGAAUUUCCGCUACCUUCCUGAAAUGUAUCGUGUGAUCUUCAUAAAUCUGGUAAAUUGUUUAUACAUAGUGAUGCUAUCCUAUAUCAAACACAGCUCGAAAUCAGGACAAAGCUAGGACAAAAAUGUAGUAUUUCUGUCAUGUUUCCGUUAAAUUAUAAUGAAAUAGAACAUUGAAACUCGGCCCAAUGA